Molecule: messenger RNA, 995 nt
Organism: Culicoides brevitarsis
Lineage: Eukaryota; Metazoa; Arthropoda; Insecta; Diptera; Ceratopogonidae
Product: tetratricopeptide repeat protein 36 homolog
Exons: 4
Coding region: 59-622 (187 amino acids)
Biological process (GO): cilium assembly
Molecular function (GO): protein binding
Source: RefSeq, a predicted model, not a curated record
CGUAAAGUUCGUUCGAAUUAAUUAUUUCUUUAAAAUAUCGAAAAAUAUUCUUUUAAAAAUGUCGACUUUAAGCAGAGAUAUUUUAAGUGAGAAAGAUCGUGCAGUUCUCGAUUCAAUUUUUGAUCCUACUUUUUCCGGUAAUGGCAUUGUUUACGAUAAACAUGAGGUUUUGGAUCAUUUGCAAGACGACGAAGGUGAAAUAACUUCCGCUGUUGAACACUCACGAAAAACCGAAUUAGAAGCAAUUGCAGCGGCAGAAAAUGGAGAUUAUGAAAAAGCUUGUGAUUUAUUUGAGAUUUCGAUGGAUUUGGCGCCACACAGAGCAGCUCCUUACAACAAUAGGGCUCAAGUGUAUCGGAUUCAAGGUGACAAUGACGCUGCAAUGGAAGAUCUUAACAAAGCUCUGAAGCUAUGCAAAUCAUCUGGCAGAACAGGAUGUCGAGCACUUUGCCAAAGAGGAGUCCUAAAAAGACUUAAAAACGACAUCGAAGGCGCAAGAGCAGAUUUUGAGGAAGCCGCUAAAUUAGGAAGUCAAUUCGCAAAAUCACAGUUGGUUGAAAUAAAUCCGUAUUCCGCAAUGUGCAACCAAAUGUUACGUCAAGCGAUGGAUAAGCUGAACUAAAAGUAUUUGACACAAAUAAUUACAAUAAUUACAAUGAAUCAUAAUCGCGAGGAAAAAAAGUUUAAAACAAUUGUUGCAAGGUGCUAAAUAAAAAUAUUCAAUUACAUUUAAGAAGACGAAAGUUUACUUUUUGCGUUCCAUCAAUUAAAUUACAGGCGCUUCAGGUGCACAUGUCGUCGUCGUUGAAUCGCAUGCCAAGAAGCUCUUCAAGUCUCUGCGUUGUAAAAAUUAAUGAAACAAACAUCGAAAAACAUUAUAAUUAUUACGACAGGUUCACUUGUUCCAAUAAUAUUCCCUUAUUUUUGAAUUAAAAAUUUAAAGCAUAUCAUAAAAUUUAUCGGCGAAACAUGGCAGAAAAAAUGUAUAAAAUUAU